This is a messenger RNA of Lodderomyces orthopsilosis Co 90-125, 957 nucleotides long. RefSeq names its product histone deacetylase (gene HST2). The transcript has a single exon. Gene Ontology annotation, molecular function: NAD+ binding; histone deacetylase activity, NAD-dependent. The coding region runs from base 1 to 957 and encodes 318 amino acids. The record is from RefSeq and is a predicted model, not a curated record. Lineage: Eukaryota; Fungi; Ascomycota; Pichiomycetes; Serinales; Debaryomycetaceae.
AUGGACGCCACAUUAGCACCACUAGUCGAGGCUUUGAAAACAAAGAAAAAGGUAUGCCUAUUCACAGGUGCAGGUGUAUCAACGGCAGCUGGAAUUCCUGACUUUAGAAGUCCAGAUACUGGGUUAUACUCCAAUUUGGCAAAGCUCAACCUCCCAUAUGCUGAAGCUGUCUUUGACAUUGAUUUCUUCAAAGAGGACCCCCAACCAUUCUACACCUUAGCAGAAGAGCUAUUUCCCGGCAAGUUUGCUCCUACAAAGUUUCAUUAUUUGGUGCGGAUCCUUCAAGAGAAGAAUCUAUUGCAACGUGUCUACACACAAAAUAUAGACGUAUUGGACAGACUUGCUGGUGUGGAGGACGACUUCAUUGUUGAAGCCCAUGGAUCAUUUGCCACUAGCCGGUGCAUAGAUUGCAAGAAGGAGGUAUCGAUUGAGAAAUUGAAGCAGAUGAUGAAAGAAAAGACACCCACCUGCGCUAAUUGUGAUGGCUUCAUCAAACCUGAUAUCACUUUCUAUGGCGAAGGGUUACCGUCAAAGUUUUUUGAAACCUGGGAAGAAGAUGUUGAUGAUGUUGAAGUGGCUGUGAUUGCAGGUACAUCUUUGACAGUACAUCCUUUUGCCUCUUUACCUUCCAGUGUUGACAAAAGCUCUCUUAGGGUAUUGGUCAAUAGGGAAAAGGUUGGUGACUUAGGUCGAAGAAAGAAGGAUAUUGUUGCCCUCCUCGAUUGUGACGAGUUUGCGGAAACUUUGGCUACUUUACUUGGCUGGAAAAAGGAGCUUGACAAGUAUUACGAGGAGGGCCAGAAAAAGUAUGGAAAGAGUGAAUCAAUUGAAGACGAGUUGGAAAAAAUUGAUGAGAGUUUGGAAAAGAAAGCAAAUAUAAAGAAAAAAGAAAAGGCAGAAAUACCCCCAGAAGAUGAUGAAGAGUUGGAGGAGUUGAUUAACAAACUUAAAAUAUAA